GCCUGCAAACGUAGGCUACUGACAACAACACAUGACCAAAAUAGCACAAGGACUUUUUCUGGAGACGAAGAACAACACCAUGUAAACUACAUAAUCCCACAAGCCCCAAAAACAUUAUAAGGUCCCCAUUCUACUAUGAGUGAGGAGAAAGAGGAACAUGGCCGCCAGAGCAAAGACCAGAGCCCAGAGCAGCAGGAGAGAGCCGACUCCCCUGGACCCAGCUGUGUCUCCAUGAAGAGUGACCGCUCUAUGCAUCAUCCUGUUACUUUUCAAGUUGAACGCCCUUACAGAGAGGAGAGAAGAGUCCAGCAAGAGGGAGCCGACUCCCCUGGACCCAACUGUGUCUCCAUGAAGAGUGACUGGCCUAUGCAUCAUCCUGUUAAUUUUCAAGAUGACCGCCCUUACAGAGAGGAGAGAGGAGUCCAGCGAGAGGGAGCCUACACCCCUGGACCCAGCUGUGUCUCCAUGAAGAGUGACUGGUCUAUGCAUCAUCCUGUUACUUUUCAAGAUGAACACCCUUACAGAGAGGAGAGAAAAGUCCAGCAAGAGGGAGAAGACGUUGAUAGUAUAAAAGUGGAGCAGAUGAUGUGGGGAGGAACUGUUGCUGUCAAGUGCCAACAUAAAAUCAAGUCUCGUCUGAAGAAGAAGUUCAGGCGUGUGUUUGAGGGAAUCGCUAAAGCAGGACAGCAAACGGGUCUGAAUGACUUCUACACAGAGCUCUCCAUCACAGAGAGAGGCAGUGGAGAGGUCAACAAGGAACAUGAGGUCAGACUGAUUGAAAAAGCUUCCAGGAAACUAGCAAAGGAGGAAACACCAAUAAAAUGUGAAGACAUCUUUAAACCCUUACCUGGACGAGAUCAGUCAAUCAGAACAAUGAUGACAACUGGAGUGGCUGGUAUUGGAAAAACCGUCUUAACACACAAGUUCACUCUGGACUGGGCUGAAGGCAAACACAACCACGACAUACACUUCGCAUUUCUCCUCACUUUCAGAAAGCUGAAUUUACUGAAAGGGAAAGAGUUUAGCUUGGUGGAACUUCUUCAUCACUUCUUUAUUGAAACCAAAGAAGCAGGAAUCUGCAGAUACGAUCAGUUUCAGAUCGUCUUCAUCUUGGAUGGUCUGGAUGAGUGUCGACUUCCUCUGGACUUCCAGAACAACCCGGUCUGGAAUGAUGUUACAAAGCCGACCUCGGUGGAUGUGGUGCUGACCAACCUCAUCAGGGGCAACCUGCUUCCCUCCGCUCGCAUCUGGAUAACCACACGACCGGCGGCAGCCAAUCAGAUCCCUGCUGAGUGUGUUGACAUGGUGACAGAAGUGAGAGGGUUCACCGACCCACGGAAGGAGGAGUACUUCAGGAAGAGAUUCAGAGAAGAGACGCUGGCCAGCAAAAUCAUCUCCCACAUCAAGGCAUCACGAAGCCUCCACAUCAUGUGUCACAUCCCAUUCUUCUGUUGGAUCAGUGCUACAGUUCUGGAGGACUGCUUCAAAACAUCCCAAAGAGGAGAAAAGAUUCCCAAGACUUUGACUCAGAUGUACAGCCACUUCCUGAGGGUUCAGUCCAUACAGGGGGACAGGAAGUACCAUGGGAGAGCUGAAACAGAUCCACACUGGAGUUCAGAGAGCAGGAAGAUCAUCGCUUCCCUGGGAAAACUGGCUUUUAACCAGCUGGAGAAAGGCAACCUGAUCUUCUAUGAGGCAGACCUGGCAGAGUGUGACAUCGAUAUAAGAGAAGCCUCAGUGUCCUCAGGAGUUUUCACCCAGGUCUUUAAAGAGGAGUGUGGGCUGUACCAGGACAAGGUGUUCUGCUUUGUCCAUCUGAGCCUCCAGGAGUUUCUGGCUGCCCUUCAUGUCCUUCUGUCCUUCAUCAACACUGGAAUCAAUCUGCUCUCAGAAGAACAACCAACCUCUAGGGAUAAUGAACUCCUCCUCUACCAGAGUGCUGUGGACAAGGCCUUACAGAGUAAGAAUGGACACCUGGACUUGUUCCUCCGAUUCCUCCUGGGCCUCUCUCUAGAGACCAAUCAAAUGCUCCUACGAGGUCUAUUGGGACAGACAGGAAGUUGCUCACAGACCAAUAAGGAAACUGUGUCUUACAUCAAAGAGAAGAUGAGUGUAGAUCUAUCUCCAGAGAGAAGCAUCAAUCUGUUCCACUGUCUGAAUGAGCUAAAUGAUAGUUCUCUAGUGGAGGAGAUCCAACAGUACCUGACAUCAGGAAGACUCUCCAGAAAGAAACUCUCCCCUGCUCAGUGGUCUGCUCUGGUCUUCAUCUUAAUGUCAACUGAGGAGGAACUGGACGUUUUUGACCUGAAGAAAUACUCUGCUUCAGAGGAGGGUCUUCGGAGGCUGCUGCCAGUGGUCAAAGCCUCCAGAAUAUCUCUGCUAAUUGACUGUCAGCUGUCAGAGAGAUGCUGUGAAGCUCUGACCUCAGUUCUCAGCUCCAACUCCUCUAGUCUGAGAGAGCUGGACCUGAGUAUCAAUGAUCUGCAGGAUUCAGGAGUGAAGCAGCUCUCUACUGGACUGGGGAAUCCACACUGUACACUGGAAACUCUAAGGCUGAAUGGCUGUCAUCUGUCAGAGCAAUGCUGUGAAGCUCUGGCCUCAGUUCUCAGCUCCAACUCCUCCAGUCUGAGAGAGCUGGACCUGAGUACCAAUGAUCUGCAGGAUUCAGGAGUGAAGCUGCUCUCUGCUGGACUGGGGAGUCCACACUGUACCCUGGAAACUCUCAGGUUGUCUGGCUGCAUGGUCACACAGAUAGGCUGUGCUUCUCUGGCCUCAGCUCUGAACUCCAACCCCUCCCAUCUGAGAGAGUUGGACCUGAGCUAUAAUCACCCAGGAGACUCAGGAGCUGCGCUGCUCUCUGCUAGACAGAAGGAUCAACGCUGGAGACUGGACACUCUGAGUGUGGAGCACGGUGGAGUGUGGAGGCUGAAACCAGGUCUAAAGAAGUAUGCCUGUGAACCCACAUUGGACCCAAACACAGCCCACAGACAUCUCUCUGUGUCUGAGGACCUCAGAGAGGUGAAACAGCUUGGAAAGAAACAGAGACAUCCUGAUCACCCAGAGAGAUUUGACCACUGUGAGCAGGUGUUGUGUAGAGACGGUCUGACUGGCCGCUGUUAUUGGGAGAUAGAAUGGAAAGGAGAUGUUUAUAUAGGAGUGACAUACAGAGGGAUCACGAGAGGAUUAAGUCAACACAGCGAGCUUGGAGGAAACGACAAGUCCUGGAGUCUUCAUUGUUCUGCUGAUGGUUACUUUGCCUGGUACAACAACAGUAGUACAGUCAUAGAUCUCCCCCCAGCUGGCUCUACCAGAGUAGGAGUGUAUCUAGACCGGCCCGCUGGCACUCUGUCCUUCUACAGAGUGACCCCAGAUGUAGGAGGGUCCUCAGACACACUGACGCACAUCCACACCUUCCAGUCCAAAUUCACCCAGGAGGACCUCCUCCCUGGGUUUUGGUAUGGGAAAUUUGGAUCCUCUGUGUCGCUGAGUCGGUGGUAGUGACACACACACGCUCUCACUCCCUCACUCCCUCACUCACGCACUCACGCACUCACGCACUCACUCACAUUAAAACAGACACACAAAAAAAAUCUUUAUAAUGUUGAUGCAUGAUUUUGGACUAUAUGGAAAUCCCAGGUCUUCAGGAAAUGUUUGUGGUCGCUGUGUCAUAAUUCAGCUUAAUAUUCAAUAUAUUGUUGAUAAUGGCACACUCGUUAACGAGAAAAUGUCAUCCGGCACUGCAUGUCAAAAAGGUUGCUGACCCCUGUUCUACAGAGUGUCAGAUGUAGCAGGGUCCAUAGAAACCCUGACACACAUCCACACCUUCAAGUCCACAUCCACAGAGAACCUCCUCCCUGUGCUAGGGUUAUGGGGUGAAGGUUCCUCAGUGCCUUUGUGUGGCCUGACAUUGACAUUGACACGCACACGCCCACGUGCGUGGGUGUGUGCGUGCGUGUCAAUCCCCUUAAAAGGGUGACGUCACCAGGGGAAAGAGGAGUUGUUACCAGGGGAAGCGCAAAGUUGGAAAACUGUCUCAAAGAUGUCCAAGCAGUCGUUGGUGGAUUCGUGUUCUUUGGCGUAAAUCAGUUUGGGGUUUUCUCUCUUGGAGGAAUUUGGGUUCACACUUCCUCAGCAACGAUCUGGCAAGGAGCCCUAGCCCUGCUGAGAUUGUUUCCUUCCUGUUCGCAUUUGAACUACUGGGCAGAGCAGCAGGGCUAAAACUAAAGGCUAUGCAAAGAAUCGCUUUUCCUAUAUCGUCUCAGGUCGGAUUGUGUGCUCGCUCCUAUAAUCACAAUAGCUUUUCUGUAUAUGAAUCAAUUCCACCCCCACCAAAUUUACGUCGGUAGCUAGAGUUUCUCAUACCAGCCCUAGGACUUAUGUUACACAUAUUGUUUAUUUGUCUUAUUUUAUUGAAUCCAUGUUUGCUGUGGGGUUUAAGUCUGUUUUUUAUUAACCUGUAUAUAUCGUGUGUAACGAGGCAGAGUCCCGUGUUUGUUUUCCUUUUUGUUGUGUUUCAUAACCUUUUAGUUCAAGUUUUGGUUUACUUAUGUUAGAUUGUAACCUGUGUGAAUACUCCUGUUCCUGUUGCCUGGUUUUGUUUUGCUGUUGGACUUUAUGUAUGUGAAAAUCGUUGCUUCUUGGAAUACCUUGAUUUAAUUUACUACGUCGAUACACUUAUUUUUCUAGAAGUUGUUUGCCUGAUCUUUUACUUUUCUCAGUGAAACAUGCAGUAGCUUAAUGUUGGCACACACAUAGUAAUAGUAAUAUAGUAGUGAGUAGGGGGUUGUUUAAAAGUGAAACGUCAUGAAACGUUUGUGUUUGUGAGGACCAGUUAUCUUGGAUUAUAUGCAUCUGGACCCACGGAGAGACAUACAACACUAUUAUAUUUGUGUUGAUUAAAUACUUGCAUCCACUCCAAAUGCUACAUUUUAUUUGGCUUCUGAAAAGUGUAGCAUGAUAGAUCAUCAUAGGGUCACCUAAGCAGGUAAAUUUUGAAAAUGGAAAAUGGAACACGAUUUAAAGCAGAUUUGAUAUUGUUAAUAAAUGCAAGUAGCCUUUAGGAAAGACUGAGGAUUGAUGUUCCUGUUGUGAAUGACUUUAAACUGAAUAAAGAUAUAAAUUUUUUGGUCGUGUU
Gadus morhua (Atlantic cod) is the source of this 5134-nucleotide messenger RNA. RefSeq names its product NACHT, LRR and PYD domains-containing protein 3. The transcript is spliced from 12 exons. NCBI's taxonomy places the organism in Eukaryota, Metazoa, Chordata, Actinopteri, Gadiformes, Gadidae. Bases 136 to 3498 code for a protein of 1120 amino acids. The record is from RefSeq and is a predicted model, not a curated record. Gene Ontology annotation, molecular function: protein binding.